This is a messenger RNA of Zootoca vivipara (common lizard), 2341 nucleotides long. The record is from RefSeq and is a predicted model, not a curated record. NCBI's taxonomy places the organism in Eukaryota, Metazoa, Chordata, Lepidosauria, Squamata, Lacertidae.
UUGGCUGCAUUCCUGGCAUGGCUGGCUACUACCUGCCAAAGCAACGUCGGGAAAGUGGCCCCGAGCAAGGCGGAGCGGAGCGCAGAGACCCCCGCAGGGAAAGGGAAAGUGGGAUCGGGAGGCGCUCGGUCGGUCGGUUGUUGGCUUUCCUCCUGUGCGUAACGCGGAGUGUCUCUCAGAAUGUUGCCCUUCACCGACUGGAUCCUGGAGAAGCUGGCGCUUGAGAAGACCUUGUUCCGGACCGCGGCUGUCUCCAGCCUCUGGCUUUUGCUGCUGGCUUUGCUCUUCCGUUUGCUUACGGACGCCUUUGGCAUGUGCCAUCGCUUUUACGUUAACUGCCAGAGAUUGCGUUGCUUCCCAGAGCCCCCGCGUCGUAACUGGCUCCUAGGGCACCUCAACAUAGCACGAAGCACUGAGGAAGGACUGCAGGAUGCCGCGCAGCUGACUGCCCAGUACAGGCACAUCUGUGUCUGGUGGUUUGGGCCCUGGGUUCCAAUUCUGAGGCUUUUCCAUCCAGAGACCAUCGGUCCUGUGCUCCGGGAAUCAGCUGCUGUCGCUCCCAAAGACAAACUCUUCUAUGGCUUCUUGAAGCCUUGGCUUGGCGAUGGACUACUUCUGAGCAGUGGGAAGAAGUGGGGACGACAUCGGCGGAUGCUCACCCCGGCUUUUCAUUUUGACAUCUUGAAGCCUUACAUGAAAUUCUUCAACCAGAGCACAGACAUCAUGCACGCCAAGUGGCGCAAGUUGACCUCGGCAGGCCCAGCCUCCGUUGACAUGUUUGAGCAAAUCAGCCUCAUGACUUUGGACACCUUGCAGAAAUGUGUCUUCAGCUACGACAGCAACUGCCAAGAGAAAUCAAGUGACUACAUUGCUGCCAUCUUAGAACUCAGCAAUCUUGUCGUGCUGCGGCAGCACGCCCUGACCCACCAUUUCGACUGGCUCUACUACCUAUCGACGAACGGCCGCCGCUUCCGCCGUGCGUGUGACAUUGUGCACCGUUUCACAGCCAAUGUGGUUCAGCAACGACGAAUGGCACAUAGCCGCUUGGGGGACGAUGCCUGGCUCAAAUCCAAGCAAGGCAAAACUGUGGACUUCAUUGAUGUUCUUUUGCUGGCAAAGGAUGAAGAGGGCCGCCAUUUGUCUGAUGCUGACAUCGCAGCUGAAGCGGACACGUUCAUGUUUGAGGGCCACGACACUACAGCAAGCGGCUUGUCCUGGGUGCUGUACAACCUGGCUCGACAUCCCAACUACCAAGACCAGUGCCGGGAAGAGAUUCAGAACCUGCUGCGAGGCCGGGAGACAGAGGAGAUUGAAUGGGAAGACCUCUCUCAGAUGCCUUUCACCACCAUGUGCAUUAAAGAGAGCUUGCGCCUCCACCCGCCAGUCACGGCCAUUUCCCGCCGCUGCACCGAGGAUGUGAAACUGCCUGACGGAAAGAUAAUCCCCAAAGGGAACAUCUGCCUGGUCAGUAUCUUCGGAACCCAUCACAACCCUGCCGUCUGGCCAGAGCCUGAGGUCUAUAACCCACACCGCUUUGAACCGAAGGCCUUGCAGAACCAGUCGCCGCUGGCCUUUGUGCCCUUCUCAGCAGGACCCAGGAACUGCAUUGGGCAGAACUUUGCUAUGUCGGAGCUGAAGGUGGCCCUGGCCUUGACCCUGCUGAGGUUUGUGGUGAGGCUGGAUGAGAGCCAAGCCGUGCGCCGUUUGCCGGCAUUAAUUCUACGGGCAGAAAAUGGGCUGUGGCUACAGGUGGAGCCAGUGCGUACCCAGCAAUGAUCGGGGAGAUGCACAAGAUUGGAAGUCUCUGUUCCAGCGUUCCAGCCUGCACUGCAAGGUGCAAAGAGAUUUAUGGUGGCCAGAGAGCCCUCUGCCCCACACGACAUGGAAGGUGCCUGUGUUGUCUUUGCUUCUGAGCCCUUGUUUCCGUCUUGCCUUCGUGAAGAUGCUAGCAAUAGCUCUGUGCUACAUUAAAGAUGAAACGUUUUGACCAUAAAAUGCAGUUUUGAUUUUGCUGUAGAUCCCUGACAGAUAACGGCAUUGUAAUAAACAAAAUCUGCCCUCAUUCCCUUCAGGCAGGCAUCCCCAAACUUCGGCCCCCUCCAGAUGUUUUGGACUCCAAUUCCCAUCUUCCCCGACCACUGGUCCUGUUAGCUAGGGAUCAUGGGAGUUGUAGGCCGAAACAUCUGGAGGGCCGCAGUUUGGGGAUGCCUGCCUUAAGGGGUACACAAGAGCCCUCAUAGAGUCCUUUGUAGGUCCUCCAUCGGUAGGAGAAAAUAACAGAGGCCAACCAGAGAAUGUUGUGAAGCAAAGCAGCUAAUAAGCUUGAUCUUUAUUAACUGUU